This is a messenger RNA of Dermacentor silvarum, 1056 nucleotides long. RefSeq lists its product as uncharacterized. NCBI's taxonomy places the organism in Eukaryota, Metazoa, Arthropoda, Arachnida, Ixodida, Ixodidae. Bases 127 to 837 code for a protein of 236 amino acids. The record is from RefSeq and is a predicted model, not a curated record. The transcript has 9 exons.
GGGGCCAGUGUAGACGACAAGCGAUUAAGCAGCAGACGACCGUACUACAGCCGCUACAGUCUAGGUUUGAUAAACUUGUGAGGCGUUGCAGAGCCUCUGAGUAGGAUUCGGUUAUAAAUCCCCGUUAUGUCUAACGACAGAAGUGAGAACUCCUGUGCUGCCAGGUCAUCGCGCCUCGUCAGUCUCCUGGAAAGUGCUGAAGCGGAGCGUGCGGUCAUGGAGCAGGAUUUGAGGUCGCUGGAAACGCACUGCUCAGGGCCUCUGAUGAAUGACAUCUCGAGCGUGGAACGUAAAUUUGCUGCUCUGAAAACACGACAGACGAGUGCUUUAGAUGAACUUGACACAUUGAAGGCUGCGAAUGAAACCCUCCAGACUCAAUGUGAACAGUUCGUGAAAGCAAACGAAGGGGUUUCUACGAGGAUCACAGACCUUUCAACAAAAAUUUGUCAGGAAAGGUCUUCAAGACUUGAGAAAGUAACCAGUUUUGAACAGCAUAUCAAUGGAAUUUGUAACGCGUUGGAAAAAAUGGUGUGGACUCCAGAGAUUCUUGAAAGGUGGGCAGCAACCGUGAAGAUUCAACUGCCAGAGUUAGAGCAGCAUUCUGCAUUCUUGGAUUCCCGUCUAGAGAGCAAGAGGGCUGAGCUGGACCAGUUGCAACGGCAGAGCAAUAACAACUGCUCGGCAGAAGAUGCCUUAUUUGGACCUGAGGAGCAGCAAGCAAUCUUACAAAUCUUCAGAGAAGAGAUCAGCAAACUUCAGACUAUGAAUAGGCGUCUCACACUGCAAAAGCAGCAAUUGAAGGAAGAGGUUGAUCAUCUUUCACGUAUGGGUAAUUAGCUCACCAGAAGUGACCAUGCCCAACAUGCCAAAGAGCCUGUGAUAACUGCCACCAAUCACACAUACCUGGUUUACCCUUAAUUUAUAGUCAUAUACAUGACCUUGCUGAACUAUUUUACUUUCUAUAGAUUGAUGUAGCACACAACUUUUGUUUUAUUAUACAUCAUGGCAAAUUACCAUGAUGAAUGAAAUAAAACAUUCCAGCGAAAUUGACGAUUA